Molecule: messenger RNA, 1107 nt
Organism: Rotaria sp. Silwood2
Lineage: Eukaryota; Metazoa; Rotifera; Eurotatoria; Philodinida; Philodinidae
Source: the annotation of a GenBank genome assembly
AUGAAUUUUGUACUAGAUAAUCUUGGCAGAGCACAUACAAAUGCACUUAAACAAGCAUGGAUCAAUUUGAUCAAUGCUAUAAGCAAGGAAACAUCGUUAAAAGACAAUCAAAUAGCUGAUUCUGUCUAUGGAGACGAAUUAUUUCGUGCAAUUGGCUAUGAUAAUCCAGAUGUACUUUUACUUCGAUGGCUUCGUUCUCGUAAAUGGAAUGUUAAUGCUUCUGUUAGUCAAAUAAUAGAAACAUUAAAGUGGCGACAUGAUUGGGGCGUUCAAGAGCUUAUAGCUAAUGGUGAAAGAGCUAUUUCUGAAGAAGAAAUUGCAACAGGGAAGACUUAUUUCAUGGGUCAUGAUAGAGAAGGUCGACCAGUUUGCUGCAUUCAUCCAAAAGAACAUAUCAAAGGCCAAUUUCCUCACGAAUAUAGCGAGAAAUUGACUGUCUUCUGUGUAGAAACCUAUCGCAAGCUGCUACAACCACCGAUGGAAUCUGUAACGGUCAUUUUUGACAUGGCUGGCUCUGAAGCAAAAAACAUGGAUCUUCAUCAAAUUAAAUUUCUUAUUACCUUACUCGACAACUACUAUCCAGAUUCGUUGGGUCAUAUACUAAUUCUUAACUUUCCUUGGAUAUUAGGUAAAACUUGGGCACUAAUUAAAUCUUGGUUAAGCUCAACUGUUCAAAAGAAAGUACGAUUUAUUCAUAGUGAAGAAGAAUUGAUCGAAUUGAUUGAUCCAUCAGUUCUUCCGGAAAGGUUAUAUGGUACUCAACCGAAUUUUCAAUACAUUCCAUCGUCUGCUGAAGAUGAAGCAAUAUUUAAUGUUUUUCGAGCUGACACGAAAGGCAAAGCAAUUGCUGAAGCAGCACAUCGGGAUGCGGUUCGACAUUAUCUGAGUGUUACUUUGCAGUGGGCUAACGGCAAUGAAAGUAACAGUAUAUUAUCAGAGAGAAAAAAGGCUCGAAAACAACUUAAACAUACAUUUGAACAACUUUCACCUUAUAUUAGCACGCGUACUCAUUAUCAUCGUGUUGGAGUGAUUAAGGAACCUAUUUUUCAAAUUGCAUAUGAUAGACUUGUGCGUGGUAAAGAAGAGCCAAGUGUAACAUUCUUUUAA